AAGCCACCUCGUACCCAAAAGCAUUCUACAGAAACCAAACACCCAAGUUACCCAAAGAAAAAAAAGACACGAUGAAGCCAAGUUCAGGGAACCUGAUAAUCCUCUUCCUCGCUUUGGUAGCCCUGUCCCUGGCUGGGCUCUCUGUUUCCAAGGAUUUCGAUUUCUUCUACUUUGUUCAGCAGUGGCCAGGAUCAUAUUGUGAUACACAGCAAAAAUGCUGCUACCCAACGACAGGGAAACCGGCUGCUGAUUUUGGGGUUCAUGGGCUUUGGCCUAAUUAUAAUGACGGCACUUACCCUUCCAAUUGUGACUCCAGUAGCCCAUUUGACCAGAGCAAGGUUUCAAAUCUAAUCAGCACCAUGCAAAAGGACUGGCCAACUCUUGCUUGCCCCAGUGGCAAUGGAGUAACAUUCUGGUCUCACGAAUGGGACAAGCACGGGACAUGCUCUGAAGAUGUUCUUGACCAACAUAGUUACUUCUCUAGAGCCCUCAGCUUGAAGAACCAGACCAAGCUCCUCCAAGCUCUGACAACUGCAGGGAUUAAGCCGAAUGGAGGAUCAUACAGCUUGAGCAGGAUCAAGAGUGCAAUUCAGAGUGGGGUGGGAUACAUUCCUUUCAUAGAGUGCAACACUGAUGAAUCUGGGAACAGUCAGCUGUACCAAGUGUACUUGUGUGUUGAUAAUUCUGGGUCCAAGCUUAUUGAGUGCCCUGCUUUCCCACAUGCCAAAUGUGGCUCACAGAUAGAGUUUCCCUCAUUUUAGGGGCUUUUCUCUUUUUAAUUGCGGGAAGAUGGAAAUCUUCAAUCUCAGUCUUCUGUCGUUUUCAUCAUCACCCUUUGUCAAAUAUAAUUUGUUCUCGGGCUACAGUAAGGAGCAUUUAAGCAUGUAAAAUAAGGGAAUUUAUCUACA
This is a messenger RNA of Linum trigynum, 908 nucleotides long. Lineage: Eukaryota; Viridiplantae; Streptophyta; Magnoliopsida; Malpighiales; Linaceae. The record is from the annotation of a GenBank genome assembly.